UGUUCGCGUUGUGAGGAGUUUAUUCAACUUUGUCGUUGCUCACCCACCGCCUUUCGUAAACUUUACAAACUUACAAAGUUUUAUUUUCGAGACAGGAGCAUCUUCAAGUGACUGUUGGCCGAUUUCUUGUGGUUUUGAGUGACUCGGGCCGCCAUGGGCCGGUUACACUUGUGUUUUGUUUUCCUUGCGACAAUUACAGCUGUUUAUGCCAAAAAUGCAACGUUACAAAUUCAACCGUCCCAAGCCACGAUAUCUAAAAGAGUUGGGGAGAGCAUAGCAUUAACUUGUACGCCGAACGUUGAGGACACUUCUCAAGUUGGCGGUUUAGAAUGGAGGGAUCCAAAAAAUAGGAAAAUAGACUAUAACAAAGCGAAUCCUAUAUUUGUACAAAAAUGGCCAAAUCAGCCAGGGAUAAUAUUAGUCUUUCCCAGUCUCACAGAAAAUCAGAGCGGCACCUACACAUGCCAUGCAAAUUAUGGGGCAGAGGAAUUAAAUCAGCCUGUUCAAAUGGAAACAUAUAUGGGUAUAAAAUUUGUGGAUGCUCCUGAAAAUCAGUACCCGGUAAUAGGAAAAGACUUCAUAGUGAAAUGCAAAGUAACAGGUAAUCCACCACCUAUUAUCGACUGGAAUAAGGAUGGCGACUCAAUUGUCUCAAAUGAAAAAUACGUAAUUUCUGAUGGAAACCUUAUAAUAAAAAAUGUAACAGAAAGUGAUGAUGGAGUCUACAAGUGUCAAGCUGUAGUAGUGAAGAGCGGGGAAACGAAAUCGAGAAACAUUAAUGUUGAAGUCCAAAUUCCGCCAAAAAUCACUCCAAUGGAAAGUGUUACUAUCAUUGAGGGUGAAACGGCUUCCAUAAAAUGUACUGCUGAAGGAAAACCACCACCAGUCUAUCAAUGGAUUAAACUUAGAGACCGUCAAGAUUUAGCAGUAGCCGACAGAUUUGAAGUUAAGAAAAAUACUGGUGAACUGAUAAUGAACAGAAUUGAAUUUUAUGAUGAUGGAGUGUACAAAUGCAUUGCUGAAAAUACUGUGGACAGAGUGGAAGCUACAGUUAGAAUUAAUGUAUUGGUUAAACCCAGGAUAUUUGAAUUAUUGAAUGUUACUGCUCCGCAAAAAGUUGAAACAUUGAAGAUUAUGUGUAAAGUUGCUGGUAGGCCUCCACCACAGGUUCUGUUCAGAAAACUAAGCAAUACAGAACCUUUCAAAAUUGGAAACCAACCUGAUAAUCCCAGAAUAACAUUAGACCAACAAAUUUUUGAAGACAGAGGAGAAACAUUUGGAACUCUAAUAAUUUCUAAUCUAAACAGAAGUGAUGAUGGAUUAUAUGAAUGCAUUGCAGAAAACAGAGCUGGAACUGCAUAUAAAAAUGGUCAUAUUACUGUCGAAUUUCCUCCUACGUUUGAACGCACCAAGAACUUACCGCCAGCAUGGAGUUGGGACAACAAACCUGGAAAUCUAUCUUGUAUACCAGAAGCCAUACCAAAUGCUACAAUAAUUUGGAGAAAGGGUGGCAUUGAAAUUCGCAAUAAUAACAACUUCAAAAUAGAAGGAAAUGGUCCAGUAUCACAUUUAAUUGUAACUCCUUAUAAUGAAAGGCUGUUUUAUACCACAUAUGAAUGCAUUGCAACCAACAAGUAUGGCACGGCCAGCAUAGGACUUGAGUUAAGACAUGCUGAAGUACCACGAGAAAUUGCCGAAGUUAAACCAGAAACAAUAACAGCUACGACAAUUAAAUGGAGCAUAAUACCAGCUAGUCAUUUUGAGGGACUGCCUAUUAGAUCUUAUACAGUUCGCUAUAAGCCAAAUAAAGAGUUAUCCUGGACUAAUGCACGUAAUCACACUUGGAGUUAUGGUGCAACAUAUAUCUUGGAAAAUCUUACACCGGAAGAAUAUUACGAUUUCCGGUUUGCCGCUACUAAUGAUGUAGGAAUGGGUGCAUUUAAAAACGUCCCGUCAAUUUCAAUGCCCAAACGUUCAGAACCCACAGAACCUAGGAUUUUAGUCGGAAGUCAUCAUCAGAAGGAGGAUAAUUUGAGUGACAGAGAAAAUAUCGUCGCUCUUAGCACAUAUGCUGAUCACUUUGAACUAACAUGGAGUGUGCCAAAUGACAAUGGAGAUCCUAUUCUGUAUUAUCUCAUCAGAUAUUGCGUGACUGAGAAGGUUAAUGGCAAUUGGGAGGAUCGGGAUUGUAUCCCUGAACCAAUUCAACGAUCAGUACAAUAUACAAGUUACCAAUUGGAUAAUCUUCAACCAGACACAGUCUACAAAAUUGAAUUACGUGCUUACAAUGCUAUAGGUGGUAGUUCACCUGCACAAAUAAGGGUUAGGACAGCAAGAGGCAUAGAUCCUGUUGUUCCAGUCCAAAGCCCAGCAAUGAGCAGCGCUGCUAUAAUCGGUAUAGUUAUUGGCGCAAUACUGUUAGUCCUGUUGGUGCUGGACAUAACUUGUUAUUGCAUAAAUCGAAUCGGUUUGAUAGCACUGUGUUGUAAUUCCAAAUCAAAACGAACCGACGAAGAAGACCCGAAGCUUGGGAGUUACAAAGCUGCCCCUGCCCAUCCGAGCAGCCUCAACUUGCCCCAGCCUAUAAAAUUGGUUCCCACACCAACGGAGGAACAAGAGCCCCUGAAAGUAGAAGAGAAGCAGAUGUCUCUAGAGUUUGAUGGGAAACAUGUUUAUUCCAAAUCUGGCGAAAUAAUAGGAAAACACUCUGCAGUUUAGUAUUAUUUUUAUUAUUCGUUUUUGGACGUAGGUUUGUGAACCUGCUCUUUAUCAUGACAUUUUUUUUGUAACUAAAGCUGCUAAAAGGCAUUUAGAUUUUGUAAAUAUAUGUACGUUAUUAUGUAUAUUUCAUUUUUUUCACAUCCAUCUUAUCAGCCUGUGCACAUUUUAAUUUAACAUGUGUUAAAAUAUUCAUAGUUUGCAUUACAAAAUAUAAUAUAUUCAAAUCGUAGAAAAAGUUUAAUUGCAUCGUAAGAUACUUCCAGCAGCAGUGCCAAAUAAAUGUUAGUUGAUGCUAACAUAUAAAAUAGUAUUAUUAGCCUUAAAAUUUAUCGUUUAUUUAUCAAAAUUAAUAUAUUCUUUUAGCAAAUAAACUUUAGCGAUAAAUAUUUUAUUACAAAAUGUAUACAUAAUUGUUUAAAAGAUGUUUUGGUGAAAAAAUACUUACUUUAUUAUUAUUAGGAAUACCUUUAAUGUUGCUAAACAUUCCUUACACAGAAUAUCGUUACUAAAACACCUACAAUAAAUAAAAUGUUAGGUGUUAUUCAUGCAGAAAGUGGUUUCACUAAAUUUUGCUUUAAUAAUAUUUCCAAGUUAAAUUUAACAAACAUAAAAUUUUGAACUUACACUUAAACUCAACCAGUUCAUCUCUUAUAUGUUUGUUAAAUGAAGCUCUGUUAAGUGUACAGCUUAAGUGUAAUAAAAUGUGUGUAUCCCAAGCUUUUGUUGAGCCAAGGUUUUUUUGUAUAAAUGUUCAUCUUGUAUAUUUUGAACAGCUAUUGAUCUAAUGUUUGGUACUUAAGAACAGAGACUGAAUGUUGUUAUUAAGUACAUUGGCAGAGUAAUACUAAAAGCACACAGCGAGUCAUCAUUGCAAUUUUUAAUUAAUGGCUUUUCCAUUCCUAGAUAGGUAGAUAUUUGUAAUGUAGCUACCACAAAAUAAGUACAUGUCUAUACCAAUUUGUUGAUUUAUUUAAGGAGUAACUCUGAAAUGAAACAUAUUCACUUUAGAUUUAUAACGGUGCAUAUUUAACUUUUGUCUGUGCAGCACUCUGUCAAAUAUAUGUUCAUUUUUCCCAUGAUGAUAUAUCUAGUUUAUGUCAUAUUUAUUACAUUAUUGUUAAACACUUUGUACUAUUAUUUUGUGCAAGAAAAUAUUUUUUA
Messenger RNA from Anoplophora glabripennis (Asian longhorned beetle), 3882 nucleotides. RefSeq names its product fasciclin-2. The transcript has 10 exons. The record is from RefSeq and is a predicted model, not a curated record. Gene Ontology annotation, cellular component: membrane. Gene Ontology annotation, biological process: cell-cell adhesion. Gene Ontology annotation, molecular function: protein binding. NCBI's taxonomy places the organism in Eukaryota, Metazoa, Arthropoda, Insecta, Coleoptera, Cerambycidae. The coding region runs from base 154 to 2718 and encodes 854 amino acids.